Molecule: messenger RNA, 447 nt
Organism: Hydra vulgaris (swiftwater hydra)
Lineage: Eukaryota; Metazoa; Cnidaria; Hydrozoa; Anthoathecata; Hydridae
Biological process (GO): mitochondrial respiratory chain complex III assembly
Cellular component (GO): mitochondrial matrix
Molecular function (GO): protein folding chaperone
Source: RefSeq, a predicted model, not a curated record
UGUAUAAAUGUUUUUAUUUUUAGUUUAAUAAAUAUUUUACAAAAAAAGUACUAAUGUCAUUAAAAUCCAAGGUGUUUGGUGCUUAUCGAUUAUUACAAAGAACAUGUUUGCAAGUUUUUGCAGGAGAUACGCAAGCUCUGCAUCAAUCACGGUUUAAAAUUAAAGAAUCAUUUUUGGCAAACAAAAAUGUGGAGCCUCAUAAAGUAGAAGAUUUAAUUGUUAAUGCUAAAGAAACAAGUGAAUUUUUGUUAGAAAAUGUAUUGCAAGCUCGUCUUACAUCAGACAAUGUUUAUAAAUUGAAAAUAACAGAAAAAACAAAGUUACAAGACAAUGUAUUAUUAAAAGACUCAAAUACUAUUGACUUGAUGUGUUACAAAGUUCCUGAACAAUACAAAAAGAAAGAAUAGUAAUUGCAAUAAGUUUGAGAAAAAAUGAUUUAUUAUGAAA